Hippocampus comes (tiger tail seahorse) is the source of this 4277-nucleotide messenger RNA. RefSeq names its product CTD small phosphatase-like protein. Bases 877 to 1713 code for a protein of 278 amino acids. The record is from RefSeq and is a predicted model, not a curated record. Lineage: Eukaryota; Metazoa; Chordata; Actinopteri; Syngnathiformes; Syngnathidae. Gene Ontology annotation, molecular function: RNA polymerase II CTD heptapeptide repeat phosphatase activity. The transcript is spliced from 8 exons.
ACGCUCUGGAAACGUCGACUGGGAGACGCUUUUCGGUGCCCGGCGCGCAAACAUUUAUUUGUUUAGCGCGCUUUAUCCGUUAGAGCACAGUUGACUUCGCCAGUCAACUUUAGGAAGUGAUGUAUGUCAAACACAAGGUCGAAAGGAGGCCUCGAAUUCGUUUAUGCAAUAAUAACAGGAGAACUACAGCUCGAGCGAGCCGCGUGAGUUUCAGCGAGGUCGUUCGGCGAGUGCGAGCCGCUCGGAGAAGUCGCUCACAGCAUCGAUGACAGAUGCAAAGCGUCCCCUCCCACUCGAUUCUGUGCGGCCCCACUUCAGAUCCAACUCCAAAUUACAUGCAUAGCCUCAAUGGUGCACGGGGGGAAAUGAAGGGCCAGCGCGCCAGGCUACAAGUUAGCUCCUUAACUUUAUAGCGUCUUCGUGUAUGGUUGGGAAAAGAGUAGCCCUUCGACGGCCAUCAAAGUGUUUUGGACACCGCAACAGACGCGGACGCUUGCGCAUCGUUUUGUGGGUGGGGGGGUGGUCGGAGCUUCGCGGCUAACCGAGCCGAGCUAGUUGUUAACUUCAGCUAGCGGUUGCUUCAACGUCGUUUUGUUUUACUUUUAAGCCAGCUCGCGCUGUCGGGGUUAUCCGCCAAAAGAAUGUUGUUUUGCGCGGAGUUAUAGAUGACACUCCUGGGGAGGCUUUUACUGAGCACCGAACUAGCUGACUGGCUACCCGCGCUGCAACAACGCUUCCCCUCGGACGCUUGUGUGUCUUUUGUGGGCUCCCUGCUCUCCCUCGGCUGAAACAGCUAGCUCACGUUAGCUAGCAUACCCGCCCGAGCAAGCGGGCUAAUAUUGCGGGAGUCGAAAAGCGGAAUAACCAGCAGGCUCGAUGGACCACAUGUCCAUAAUAACCCAAGUUUCCAACCCGAAGGAGGAAGAAAUAAUAUCCUUCAACCAGGAAAAAGCAUCCCAGACCAACAGCAGCCUCAAGAAGCAGAGGAGCAGGAGCAUCUUCAGCACAUUCUUCUGCUGCUUCCGCAACUACAAUGUGGAACCGCCCACAGCCAAUAGCAACACAGCUCCCCUGCCUCCCCCUCCAACCGAGGAGAACGGAUCGCCACCCAAGGAGUGUGACAAGGUCGAGGUCCUCCCUGUCCCUAGUCCGCCAGCCAAAUACCUCCUACCAGAGAUGAAAAUAUCGGACUACGGUAAAAAGUGUGUUGUGAUCGACUUGGAUGAAACGCUCGUCCACAGCUCAUUUAAGCCAAUCAGCAAUGCAGAUUUUAUUGUUCCAGUGGAGAUCGAUGGCACAGUUCAUCAGGUGUAUGUGCUGAAACGACCACACGUGGACGAAUUCCUUCAAAAGAUGGGAGAGUUGUUUGAAUGUGUGCUCUUCACAGCCAGUCUCGCAAAGUACGCAGACCCCGUGGCAGACCUGCUGGACCAGUGGGGCGUGUUCAGGGCGCGACUCUUCAGAGAGUCCUGCGUGUUCCACAGGGGCAACUAUGUUAAGGACCUCAGCCGGCUCGGGCGAGAGCUCAGCAACGUCAUCAUUGUUGACAACUCACCCGCCUCGUACAUUUUUCACCCAGAAAAUGCUGUGCCGGUCCAAUCUUGGUUUGACGACAUGAAUGACACGGAGCUGCUGGACCUGCUGCCUGUCUUUGAGGGACUUAGCAAAGAAGAGGAGGUUUACGGGGUCCUCCAGAAUCUGAGAGGCAGGUAGCAUCUGCACUCGCCAACCCACUCCCCCCCCCCCCCCCCCAACUUGCUCUCUCCAAUACAUCUCACGACUGAGGUGACGCGGGGUCCCGCCACACUAGUCUCAUCUCCUGGUGACUGGCUGCAUUCGGAGUGCCAUCUCAUAUGAGAAGAAAUGCACUUAAUUCACCCAACAACAAAAAUACUCACGUGAAGAUUUGAAGUUGCCACCAUUGGGGACAAAAUGCUAUGAGGAAAGAACUCUGGUCUUUAUUUUCAAACCAACAAAGUUUUACUAUUUGGUUAAGUGCUUCAAACCAAAAAAAAAAAAAAACCCCAACAACAAAACAAAAAACAACUUUAUGGUCUGAAACUUCUAAUGUGGAACGGCACAAAGGUCGGAAAAGAUUUUGUCCUUGUGUUGUUGCUAUGCAGGCAGUUUGUGGUCACGGGAAGGACUGUGACUCUUUUCUUACUGUGAAUGAAGUGCCUUGUGUGUGAGUAUUGUUUCUACAGGGAGCUCUUUUCUACAUGGCAUAUUUCCUCAGUGCUCCAGGUUUUUCACACAGUAUGCUUUCGAGUGGACACGCAAGUAUCUUUAUAUCACAUAUUUCCUGAAAUUUGGAAUCAUCAGAUGUCUCUGUGGUGUUUUUUUUUUGUGUUUUUUUUUUUUUAAUGCCUGUGCCAUCAUACAGACGCGACUUUUGUGUCUUUCUGCGUUCAUUGUAUUACAUAAAGCGAGUGGAUUUGUUUUAGGCAAAGCUUGUGACCGUAAACCUGAUUUCUCCCAGCUGCAAGUUCUUCUUUUUUGUUGUGGUUUUAAUCUUGAAACUAAAAUGUGCCAUUUAUUCUUUUGGUUGCUCCCUUUUGUUUUAGUUGCCAAACUAUGGACAAUUUUUCAUGGGCUUAUGUUAAAACGGUGUUCAUGUGAUAGGUAGUAUUGCGUUAUACAGUAGGUUUUAUUAAUUUCAUAGCUGUUGAAUGAAUCCAGAUACUUUUAAUAUUCUACACUUUAUUGUUUUGUGUUGGUCAUUGUCAGUGUUGGAGCCCACAUUUGUAUUCUGCACAUCGGUGCAGCUUCAUCCACGGGUGUUUUUGGCCCUUCCUCUAGAAUUGUACAGUUGAGGACAAUGCCAUGCUUCGACUCCCCCCCUGCCCCAACCACGAGGUUUGCAUCUUCUAGCAUAGAGUCAGGCCUGGACCGAUCACACCCUUUUCUUCCUGGUCAAGUUACAGUGAGGUGCAUCACUGGAGGAGGUGUGCGUGUUUGUACAUGCGUGUGGCAUUUUCCUUCAGAGACUCUUUUUGAACUGUUCUUCACCUCAGUGCCUGUUUGAGAGGAGCCGCGCACGCCGAAUGCCGCAACAUUUGCGACCAUGGCAAUAACCUUUUUAUUUGGGAAGGAGCGUCUUUGGGGCGUAAAUCAUAAUCCCGAUUGAUGGGCUUGUGUGCGGAGAACUUCGUAAGACUCGGUACAAGUAUGGUUGGGCUGGCCCGUGCACUUCUCACAGUGCUGUUCAGUUAUCAUGAGCGACUUUUCGUAUGACCUUGUGGUCAUACCUAAAAAUUAUUAGAAUGUUUAAGAAAAACAAAAAAGGUUACCAAUAUAUUCCAGACAUGACUUGAAUGAUUAUUUGUGCUGUUCGGCAACAGUAGCCAAACAAAGGUUGUCAUUCAUUGCCAUAGUAACUGGCCUUGGAAACCUAAAGAUGGCCGCCCAGUCCUCCCGGACCAGCUAAAACACUAAUAGGUCACUGGCAGAAUCUCAACAUGGCAUUGCUGCCUUCUGCCUUUGGACGUGUAACGCAAUGUUUGACCAGAUCGACACGUCAUCAACCAUUUAUGUCCAUUGUACAUCGGGUGUAUCAAUAUUCUGAAAAAUGGGAGGUCUGUGGCGUCGUCUUUUAUUAGACCCACACAGGAAAUGACAUUUACCUCUGUUGCUCCUUUUAUGGGUCAUGGCAUCAAAACAUUUUCAAGGUAAAAGUCUGCUCCUUUUGCAACAUAUAUGUGAUGGGAGUGAGCAAUUUCUUCACGUGGUUUCAGUGCCAUGUCCUUUUUAUAAGACUCUUCGCAACCUGCGGAUGAUUUACUUGCUCCAGGAAAAAAAAAAAAGUUUGUAUCAUUAUGAUAUUUUUCUAGCUUUUAUUGUCAGUAUUUGGUCAAAAAAAAGUUGCAUCGUUUUCAUGAUUCCUUCACCGCAACCUUUGUUGAUCCUACUUGCCAGUGAUGGUGACUUCUCAGUCAGGUCUUUUCUUUCCGAUUCAGGGGACGCGUGUGUGAGUGUGCGCAUAUUGGUUUUCUUUCGGGCAUCACCUCACUUAAAAAUAUUCAUCAGUUGGUUUAUGAAUUUAACACCAAAGUUCUAAAACACUUGAGUUCACUGUGCUUAUGUUCUUUGGUUGGUGUAUAUCUGGAGGGGUUGUCGAAUUCUCACUAUUUUAACACUUUUCAGUUCUUAUUGGGUAUGCGUGUGUACUGGCACCCUGAGCAUCUUGUUUUGUUUUUUUCCCACGGUCUCAUUUCUUUCCAUAAUAAAAGGCUUCAAUGGGACAAGUUUCACUUGUCUGAAUGUUGAGGUCAGAAGAA